Molecule: messenger RNA, 3760 nt
Organism: Amoebophrya sp. A120
Lineage: Eukaryota; Dinophyceae; Syndiniales; Amoebophryaceae
Source: the annotation of a GenBank genome assembly
UGGAGACCAGCCCCCUGUCGUGCAGCCGCCUGCCCAAGCGCCUCUUCCGCGCCAUGCGCGAGGCGGCGGAGACCUUCGAUUACCGGUACGCACCGAAGUUCAAGGGCAUCUGUGCCUCGGACCGGGCGGGCAAUUUCCAAGUCCUGAUCGAUAUCCGUGGCGGUUCUCUGCAGUACUUCAUCGACGAGAUGGACGUGGAGGUGUUUAAGCAGCGCAACAAGUACGUCACCAGCCUCACGCACCACAAGGGGCGCACCAUCCUAUUCGGCGAAACGAAGACGGUCCGGCAGUUUGUGCGCGUGGAGUUUCUUGCGAGGCUCGUCCAAGGACGGCCGGACCUGCUGCGCCCGGAGAGUGACUCUCCGGGCGGUUUGGACCGCCCAAUUUUCGUCAAUGUCGACCGCGAAAUUCAUCACGGCCCGCUCUGGAAGGUCGCUGGGGGAGAGGAAAAAAGCGAUGAGGCGGGACCCGGAAGUAGAUCGGAAGCGGUGACGUUUGGGAGCGGGUUGCUAUCUUCCGGUACUUCUACGGAGGCGUCCGAAGGGAUAGAGGUACUACGCAGUUCAUCUGAGACGACGGCGCUCGAUCAUGGCCUAGGUCGAGUUGGAGACUGCUCUGGACCUGUGGUGCCGACAACGUCUCGGUUGGGACGUGCAGUAGACUUGGGGCCUGCAGGAAAGGAUUUGACGAGCGCAUCAGCACCACGGGCGGAGGAACGACAAGGCGAAGAUAGGUCACAGGCGAGAACAGACUCCGAUGCUGCUCGAAUGAAAUCACAAAAUUUCGUCCCUCUGGAUCCGAAGUGGUUCGUCGAUUUAGAGUUCGACCUCGGCCUUUGGCCCGUGGUCUGCAGGGCUAACCUCGGGCAGCUUGUUGACGUCGUGCUGGAAAAGUUUCUGAUUCCGGUCCUGGAGAACUUCAAGCUUGUCCAGGACGAAGACGAAUGCGUGGAGAAGAAGCAGCGCAUAGUUAUCUGGGAGUUUGGCGGCUCCUGGGUGCUGGCAGAAUGCUUGCACGCCGUGUUUCAAAAGUUGAAGACGUCAAAGAAAAUUUGCAUCGUGUCCAUUCAGCACCCGCGCGACAUUUGGCAGCGGCAGGAGGCCAUCCGAAUGCGGACCCCAGAUGGGGUUGAAGCGCAACGUCCUGCGGAAAGCAAAACGAGCGCAGCGGACGUUCAGCGUGAACAGGUGGAAUGGUUUGGUGACGAGGUCACUGCCUUCAGCAGCGGUCCUGUAGAGGGCGCCGCCUCUCCUGAGAUGGAGCAGCGGCCAGACGAAUCUACCUGUACCACGGAGCCGCUGAUUAAUACAGAUCGGCAUACAACCUGCAGGGAUGCCUCCCUUCCAAACGAGGUUCAACAAAGCGAUACAGUUACACGAACGCCGCCACAGGAGGUCGACGAUGACCGUCUUCAUGCUGUUUCUCGGGACCACGAGGAGAAAAAUAAGGUUGCCGAAACGUCGGCGGAACAAAUCGGCGACGCGCAGGGCCGCGCCCACAAGUGUUUGGACGAGGAGUUUGAAGUGCAGCCGUUGACUAUCCUGAGUAAAAACGUACCCACACCAGAGUUGUAAUGCAGAUUUGCAAAGACAGGAAGACCUGUAAUGCGCAUCCCCAUGAGAGCCAUUUCCAAUCGUGUUUUGGAAUUUGUGAUGCUGUGAACAGGAUGAGCAGAUGAAUCUGUGACGCGGCUGCACUUGCUAACCUGCACUACACUGCGUAAUGCAAUUUGUCAUGCGUGACUCACAAAACUCCCAGGUUUGUGUUGCAAAAUUCCCACCCUGACUCUGGUGUGGGUACGUUUUUACUCAGGAUAUUGACGCGCAUUUGCGCUGACGUGGGGCGGAUGCCGGUUUUGGAGAGGUUGCUGGUCCUGGCGCGGAAGGAGGACGGCUUUCAGUUCGACGUGUCACAGCAGACUGAGGUCAACCAAGGCCGGGGUAUGGCCAUGGAGCACAUGCAGGCGUGGGCGCUGAGUCGCAACGUGGCUGCCGGCGGCGCCACAGCCGAGGACGGCUCUUCGGGUGUGGAUCCGGCCCUGGGGGCCCUGGUGCCGAAGAGGAGCGGGCCAGAGUUCGACUACGCUGGUGCAGCGGGAGGUGCCAGUGACGGAGAAGAGCAGAAGGGUGCCGAGGUCGACGACCAGUGGAAAAAGAAGCUCAAGACCCUGUUCAAGCAGCUGGCGAAAAAAUGGCACCCCGACAAGUCGCGGGAUACCUGGUUGUCAGCAAAGUUUCAGGAGGCCGCGAAGAGCUACGCGCAACUGGUUAAGGGCGAAAAAGGGGAUCCUGACGAGGACGGGGACCAUCCCGAGGCUACGGGGGACGCGACCGACAUCUUUGGCGAGUUCGAGUCCUUCUCCGCUGAAGCAGAUGCAGGUAGGAGCAGUGCGUACGGGGAUCCGGAAGACCAGGUGCUAUUUGUCGAGGACGUGGCGAGGAAGAAGUUCCAGAAUUAUCCACAGUACCUGCCGCCCCCGGAUCUGGUCAUUUUCACCUACCAGGACUGCCACAACUCGUGUGUGCGGCGGUUCAUCCGGUUCCACCUGAACAUCAAGCACUUCAUCCUCAUCGUCGAGCACGAAAUCCACAUGAUGAAGAAGCCACUGUACCACUUCGCCCGCCUGGGCUACGUUAUCGACUUGAUUCAGCCCAUCGACACCAGUCCGCACGUGAACCGUUUGUGCGCGAUUUUCAGUCUGCGCUACGUGGAAAAGCGGCGCAGGCACCCGGGCCAGCAGCGUUACAUGGCUCUGCUGGAAGGGGGCGACUGCACGGAGCGGUCGCUCUUGGCGCAGAAGGAGCAGCUCCUCCAACUUGCGAAUCCACAGCGAAAGCAGCUCAGCUCGGGCAGACCCAACCUCCUCCAUAUCUCGGCAGGAAACACACCAGACGAAGCUUCCAGGACUCGCGACGGUGGAAACUACGGUGGGAGGACAGCAGUGAAUAGCGCCGAACACAUCGAGGAGGCACAAGCUCUGCUCGCGGGCGCUGGCCCGACACACCAGCCGGGAAGCAGUCCGAACCAACUGACUUUGGCCGCGGUCACCUCGGAAACGACGCUAUUGGAACCUCUUAGCUUCUCCGAUGAGGACCACGAGGAGACGAGACCGCGCGACGAAGUCAAAGACGCGGAAGAGCAGCAGCCUUUGGAUUUCGGUAAGGAUAAGAAGCAGCGAGCAGCGCUUCUUGCGACUCGGCAGGGCAACCUCUUCUUCAAUGUGCUAGGGGAACAACGGCGAGUAGAAGAAGACGAGCAGUGCUUGAGGCUAAAGGCUGGGAGCGAGAAGAGGACGAGGAAGGCUGAGGAAGACCAAGGCUCAACGAAAAAGAUUGAGAUGCAAGAGCGGUUGAUGCAGGUACUGUCGCCUGCAGACGGGGGAAUGCGCUCAUCUGGAACUUUUGGGUGUUUUACAAGCACAAAGUCGGAGCUCGGGGGUCGAGGGAAAAAGAAAGAUCUAGCAGAUAAACUGCGGGGAAAGGCCCCGGAGCACGCGGAGCCCAAAAAGCCGAAAUCCGCAAGAAGAUGGAUUACAAAAUGAAACAUUGGAUUUUCGUAUAUGUUUUACUUCUGCUACAAGGAAACGCAUUUCCUCCAUUUGAUCGUGACCCCCUCGCGUGGAGGAUAUCCUCGUGUUAACAAGGAGAAUCUUCUCACAGGUUCGCUGCUGAUUUUGAGACAAAAUGUCGUGUCAGGUGAAAUUGAAGUUGCAAGAGCAAGCAAGCCAGAUCCCACGGUCUUUGGUCGUCAACAGAAAUAU